Molecule: messenger RNA, 645 nt
Organism: Rhinocladiella mackenziei CBS 650.93
Lineage: Eukaryota; Fungi; Ascomycota; Eurotiomycetes; Chaetothyriales; Herpotrichiellaceae
Exons: 2
Coding region: 1-645 (214 amino acids)
Source: RefSeq, a predicted model, not a curated record
AUGCGAAAUGCUCUACAUGAACUUGCUGAGAGCGGCAACCCAAUGGACGUACUUUUUGGGUACUGCUACUUGAUGCGAGAUCGUGAUGUUGGCGACAAGGCAUUCGAAAAGACGGGGGAGAACCACCGGGACAGCAUCAUGAUCACGAUUCUGGAGAACCCUGCCAUUCAGCCAGCGGUUGAAUACGAAGUUGAGAAGUCUACAAAGGGAAAAGGGUUUGUCGAUCUGCGCAUUACGACCAAGAACUGCUACACUCUUAUCGAAUUUAAGAAUAUUCAAAUCCCCUACUUGGAGCUCGAUGGAGAAGAUAACCUUGACAAAACGCAACGGCUCGAGGCUAUGAGGCUCGACCAGAUUCUUGGGUUGAAAUUCAAAGGCGAUAAAUGGCGAACGGGUAUUACUAUCCGCGACUGGAUUGAUGGAAAAUGCAAAGCUCCAAUCUCCGGAAGUGUCCGCAAACAGCUUCAGUCUUAUAUUGCGGGCGAAACGGUGCAAAAGGAGAUUGUCGGUAAAAAAUCCCGUGCCUUUGCAACCGUUAUUGUUGGAUCGCGUCGCAUACUCGUGCGUGAGAUGGAUAGGCAUGGCAAGUGGGUCGGAAAAUUUCAGCUUACGGGAUGGAAAGGGAGUCCCAGCGUUAUCAACUAG